Molecule: messenger RNA, 1937 nt
Organism: Sinocyclocheilus anshuiensis
Lineage: Eukaryota; Metazoa; Chordata; Actinopteri; Cypriniformes; Cyprinidae
Product: neuronal membrane glycoprotein M6-b-like
Exons: 7
Coding region: 272-1072 (266 amino acids)
Biological process (GO): axon development; central nervous system myelination
Cellular component (GO): plasma membrane; myelin sheath
Molecular function (GO): structural constituent of myelin sheath
Source: RefSeq, a predicted model, not a curated record
UUACAGCUGGGACUGUUUAUGUCAACCUGACUGGCAGUGGAGUGGCUGUUUUUCCUCGCCUCACGGAUUCUCUCUCCUCCGUGUAUCUGCUUGUAGUCUUCCUUUACGCGAGAUCCUCUUCUGCCGAGCUCGUAUCGUUUAUGAAUCAAUUAUCUGCGCGAAAUCCGUUCUGACAAAAUAUUUACAUAUUUGAGGUGGACUGUAAAAUACUCCUAUAUUGGAGCGAGAGAGACCAGGCAAAGGGAAGUGUAUCCAACAUACUCGUUUCCAAAUGGAUGGGAUGAAACCAGAAACGACGGCUGAGGAGAAUCAGGAUGAAAGGGAAGAAAGCAAAGGCUGCUUCGAGUGUUGCAUCAAGUGUCUGGGUGGUGUCCCUUACGCCUCUUUGGUGGCCACCAUCUUGUGCUUUUCGGGUGUUGCUCUGUUCUGCGGCUGUGGGCAUGUGGCACUUACGGGCACUGUGACCAUGGUGGAAAACCACUUUUCUCACGUCACCUCUGACCAUGCUACUCUCACUGAUGUGGUUCAGAUUUUGCAGUACAUCAUCUAUGGAAUCGCCUGUUUCUUCUUCCUGUAUGGCAUCAUCCUGUUGGCUGAAGGCUUUUACACCACCAGUGCUGUCAAAGAGAUGCACAGCGAGUUCAAGACCACUGUGUGUGGACGCUGCAUCAGUGCCAUGUUUGUGUUCCUCACCUACAUUCUGGGCUUGGGAUGGCUGGGCAUCUUUGGCUUCUCUGCGGUGCCCGUUUUCCUGUUUUAUAACAUGUGGACCACAUGUGGAGCCAUGAAGUCCCCUAUUGCCAAUCUCACCUCUGUGGACAACAUCUGUGUUGAUGUGCGGCAGUAUGGAAUCAUCCCAUGGAACGCUACUCCUGGUAAAGCCUGUGGCUCCACGCUAAGCGACAUCUGCAAUACUAGUGAGUUCUAUCUGUCCUACCAUCUUUAUAUUGUUGCCUGUGCUGGAGCUGGAGCCACUGUGAUCGCACUGCUCAUCUAUGUGAUGGCCACAACGUAUAACUUUGCAGUGUUGAAGUUUAAGAGCUACGACCACAGUCACACCACUAAGUUUUGAGCUUUUUGUAUAAGGGCAACUGCAAAGUCUGUGAAAGUUGCUCUCAGAGACAGAAAGAUAGAGGGAGGACCUGAGUGAGUAAAAGAGGUCAGGAAAAAGGCAAAGGAGAGAAAUAAAUUGAGAGUUCAUAGCAUGGGCCUUGAUGUAUAGACAGUGUAGUGCAUAUUAAUGGUAAUGUCUAAUGUUCAAUUAAUUUGUAUCUUUGUGUUUCUAUACUAAUUUGACAAGGUGUGAUCUCUUGACAAAACAAGGACAAUACAUCAUACUCACUUAAUGUUUUACAUACAUUUUUACCUAGGUACCAAUUCAUAUAAAGUAUAGCACCCAUGACCAAUCCAGAAUAAUGUAGCUUAUUUACAGUUUAAGAGAAAACGACUUUAGUAGUGAGAAUGUAACUCUCUGUUAGUCCAACAACACCUAAUGGACAGGAUUAAAACUAGAAAAUAAUACUAUUUGGUAAUGAUGUCUCUCCAUUGGAUCAUAUCCACCCUGAGGCACCCGUAGUCCAGAACCCAGCCAGAUAGAAAAGAGAAGUGAAGUACAGUAGAUGAGAAUUGCUGUUGUGAAAGGUAUUAAGAAUGUUGUGUUUAUGCUCAUAAACAUUUAUUCUAUGCUACAUGUACCUGUGAAGGGUGUGACUGUACUUUUAACUCUUUAUGAGAUGUUUUUCGGUCAUGGAAUUGACUCUAAAAAUGCUAUUGUUUUUCAGAGCCUUUGUUUUUAGAUUCAUCGGACUACUACCUAGUCUAAUAUUAUGUUUAAUAUUGAAUUCAGACAGCAUUUAGUUUUUGCCUUUUGUAUUAUUCUCAAAGCAGUAUAGUUCCUGUUUUCAGAAAUAAUCAGAAAUAAACAAUUAUUGUGGAGA